AUGGCUAAAGGCAAAGGAAAAGGCAAAGAUAAAGGAAAGUCGAUCCCCAACCGAGAUAAUUAUGCUAGAAUAUCACAUUUAUAUCAGAUUAGUAACCAAUUUUAUUUAGCACACCCUGAAUACCAAGCUUUAUCAAGGGGAUAUAACAGAAACUUGGAUCUAAUCGCCAAAAAAACCGUGAUCAAGCUAUCACCACACAUAAAAAGAACAUUAUGCAAGAAAUGCAAUACUAUGCUCAUUCCAGGUUUGACUAUGUCGAUGUAUAUUGAGAAUUUCUCGAAGGAGAAGUCACAGCAGAACGAUGUUUUUAUUAAUAAGUGUUUAAAUUGUGGGAAAUGCAAACGAUUUCCCGUUGGAAAAGAUAGAAACUACAUCUUAUUUACUGAUAAACAGGAUGAAAGUAUCGAAACCUAA
Candida dubliniensis CD36 is the source of this 414-nucleotide messenger RNA. It is a transcript of the gene RPR2, whose product is annotated as ribonuclease P protein subunit. The record is from RefSeq and is a predicted model, not a curated record. Bases 1 to 414 code for a protein of 137 amino acids. Lineage: Eukaryota; Fungi; Ascomycota; Pichiomycetes; Serinales; Debaryomycetaceae. The transcript has a single exon. Gene Ontology annotation, biological process: tRNA processing. Gene Ontology annotation, cellular component: nucleolar ribonuclease P complex.